AUGUACGGGCAAGACCUCCCGGUCCGGCUCACCGUUCCAGUAGUCGGGGAAGCAGAGGCUCGCGCAACCGCCAUUCAGGCUGCCGUCGGUGGGCGAGACGCACUCAAAGACGGCAGGGCGGCAGCGUCCGCCGUCGGCGCAGGCGGCGAAGCCCUGACCACACCGCGCGGCGUCCCGCUUGACGCAAACGCCAUGGUCAUCGCAGGCCUGACCGCAUGA
Messenger RNA from Pyricularia pennisetigena, 219 nucleotides. RefSeq lists its product as uncharacterized. The transcript has 2 exons. The record is from RefSeq and is a predicted model, not a curated record. The coding region runs from base 1 to 219 and encodes 72 amino acids. NCBI's taxonomy places the organism in Eukaryota, Fungi, Ascomycota, Sordariomycetes, Magnaporthales, Pyriculariaceae.